AUGAACGGAAAAGGAUCACUUUCCGCCACCAACCUUGCGGGUUAUCACCAUUACAACUGUGACCUUUUCAUCUACAAUACUUAUAACGGGAUUGAAGAUCCUCGAAUUCCUCUUCAUCAUCUGGUCUACGAGUCAACGUCAACGACACUGGAUGGAGCCCAGUUCAAGCGAGGUCUAGACUGGGAAGCCCAUCUAUUAUCAUGGCUUGACGAGGAGAAUCUUCUCUUGACGGUCCCAUCGUACCCUUUGAAAGGCGAAGAUUUCGUUGAGAACAUUCUUGCUGACGAACGAAAUCAUUUCUUCGUCGCCGGUAUCUCUUUCGUACCUCCACAGGAGCAUUUCGAUGAGAUCUAUCGGAAAGCAGGCUUGGAGCCGGUUAAAUUUGGACUCGCAAAACCAGACCUUGUAGAAAUCACGCGUUUAGAGGACGGUGUGAUGUGGAAGGUCAUUGACGCUAAAGCAUCCAGAGCGGUGAAGACUUCUCAUCAUGUUCAGAUAUACUUUUAUACUCUAUGUCUAAACUAUCUCCUUCCCCACUCCUUCUUUCGGGCGACCAACGCUGCAGCUGUCUGGCUACCUCCCGAAGAUGGCUUCGAUACUAAUCCUCCCUCUUUCGAUGAUCUCAAAACAGUCGAGAUCUCGUUACUUUCCUUCCCAUUAGACGACUUCUUGUUCCGUCGCCUACCCGCAAUCCUAUCUAUCCCACGAAAAGAUGUAUUCUGGCAUUAUAAUGCACUUUGUCAUGGAUGUCCUUUUUCCAAAGAUUGUCAACAGAAAGCCGUUGAAGAGGGAGAGAUUGGGAGCAUGAGUAACAUCUCUAUACCUGAGGCGAAGCUUUUGCGUAAUCUAUUGCAAAUAUGGCAAGAUACGGGGGUUUCUCAUCCUCGAGGGGAAACCGAUAUUGAAGAUCUAGCACUUCUACUUGAAGAUCGUAAAGGAAUGCAAAGAAUAGGUAGUUCAUAUCCAGUCACCCUGCGCAAAGCAAAACGUAUCCUUGCUCUGCCUCCUAGAACCAGGAAGGCGUCAAAGGCAACUGCUGCAAGUCCUAUACUUCAAGCUGCGAGAACUGACAAGAUUCAGAUAAUCCCGCGUAGAAACUUCACUUGUCCAAAGACUGAGGAUAUCGCGGCGGUACUCUCAUUACUUUUAGAUCCCUCUGCGCCAAGCGGUGCCUCGAGUAUCGUAUCGUUUUCCAUAUCCACUUUCACUUCUGUUCCACUAAGAGGAAAAAUCCCUCGUACUGUACACGGUGAUCGUACCGACCUAAUCCCGUCCCUCGCAUACAUCAUCGAUUCGAUUCUCACUCUCAACUGUUCCCUACAAAAGCCUCCUCGCACGCAAUUCUACGUAUUUUCCUCCGCAGAACACUCUGCCCUGCAAACCCACUUCAUCGAUGCAGCUCUCAACUCGUCUUAUCCGACACAAGAUAUCCGCGUCUGUAUUGGUGCACUCUCCCAAGGGGCGUCACUUUUACAAACAACGUUUCAACCUAUACUCCUUUCCGGAGUGCUCCUCGAAUUCCUUAUCAAAGGUCGACGAAGGAAACAUGAUUUUCAGGUCAUUUUGGAAAGGAUGAAUCCGACAGAGUCAACAGAGGGAACUCUUGAGGAAUUGAAGCAGCGGGUCAAAGAACAAAUACAAAGACUCCAGAACGAUGAUUAUCGGAAAGCCGCACAGGAGCAGAGACGAGACGAGCUCGGUCAACUGCCACGUAUCGUAGUAUUGAAAAGGGAAAUUGAAAAAUCUCUGGCUUUACCUAUUCCUGGAUUCUGGAACCUUGCGGAAUGCGCUUCAGUUCUCCUUUCUUCUUCAAGGUUGCGGGAGACACAGUGUCCGAGUGAUGAGGAAAUAUACACCAUGUUCGCGAAUGGUAAUUCGCCUUCGGAUUUGUUAGAACAGAGGAACAAAUCUAUCUACGCCGUCCUGAACAAUUUACGCUCGCGCGUUUCUAGCGCCAAUGAUUUCCUGCUCAUCAACGAGGCGAAGCCUCUGACAUCUACUUUUAUGGAUAUCUGCAGAGAAGAACAUCUACGAAAACUCUUCUAUAUGCAACAGUUCGAGAUACUUACGCGUUUGUCUGAACUGUGGCAAUCUCGCAUAGAUGGUUGUCCCGAGGCGCCUAUUCUUCAAUACCAUUCUACGCAGCAGGGCUCGAAGCGAUUGGAACAUUCAUUUAUUCUCUUGUCUGGAAACCUAGAUAUGACUGCGUCUGACAAAGACAGGACCUUUUUUGACUAUCUUCUGGUUGAAGAUCGAGAUUGUGACGAUUUCGAAUCAGACGCUCAUAUACCUGUUGAAGCGCUAUUUGACGAUCUUGCUGUGUCUGGCUUGGUCUUCCCAUUGAAUCAUUACACGAAAUCGCGGUGGCAGUCACAGAAUACUAUUGUUCAGAAAGAGCUUCUCCUCGCAGACAUACGAGAUAUUUCUGUCGAGGGAUUACGAACAAAAGUCACAAUACAGACCUGGGGAGCCGCGACAUUCAAAUUCUCAGAGGGUUGCACUUACCGUAUAUCUCCUCGCUUGAUUGAUUUCAACAUUAGCAAAAUCCUUAGUGCGCUGUUUGAGCUUGACGUUCAGCAUGAGCUUGAAAAUGCUUCGGUUCCCUACAUCCAGAUCAUACGGAAUCCGAAAUCGUUCAAUCAGGAGACUGUCAGCCCCAAUACGCGGAAGAUGCUCGAGAAGGCGGCCGGCGAUAUGCAGAGCUUAUUCCGCAUGUUGGAUGGUCUGGAUGUAGAAGCUGCAAAGCCCUUGGUACUAAAAGUCUCGCAGAAUCGUGCCGCUCGGCAUAUCUUAUCAAAUCGAUUAUCUGUUAUUUGGGGACCACCAGGGACAGGGAAAACUCACACUAUAGCAUUGUCAUUGCUCAGACUUUUCAGCUUGUAUGCCAGUAAUACGCGUAGUCAGACUGACCUCGAUAUAUUGCCGCCAAAGGUAGUCUUUGUCACUGCCGUAACACACGCAGCUAUCGACGCGGUGCUGAAAAAACUGAAGCAUUUGACUCAAUCCUAUAAAUCUAUCGACUCUCUUCCAACAGAAUGGCUGGACAAAGUUUCCAUCGAGCAUGUCACGAAUGGAAAUGAUCAUGCCGCUCCCUCGGGAUCUACAGCAUUUUCGCUUUACGCAGGGACAAUAUAUCAGGUGAGGUAA
This is a messenger RNA of Lentinula edodes (shiitake mushroom), 3147 nucleotides long. RefSeq lists its product as uncharacterized. The record is from RefSeq and is a predicted model, not a curated record. Lineage: Eukaryota; Fungi; Basidiomycota; Agaricomycetes; Agaricales; Omphalotaceae. Bases 1 to 3147 code for a protein of 1048 amino acids. The transcript has 5 exons. Gene Ontology annotation, molecular function: helicase activity.